UGGGGGGUCCCGGGGGGGGCUCGGGGGUCCCGGGAGGCCCCGGGGGGGUCCCCGGGCCAUGGGGGAGGAGAACGUGUUCCUGUUCGUGCCCAACGUCAUCGGCUACGUCCGGCUCCUCCUGGCCGCCGUCUCCUUCUGGCUGAUGCCCACGCGGCCGGGGCCAGCGGCCGCCUGCUACGGCCUGGCCGCGCUGCUGGACGCCGUGGACGGACACCUGGCCCGGCUGCUGGGCCAGGGCUCGCGGCUGGGCGCCAUGCUGGACAUGCUGACGGACCGGCUGAGCUCCAUGUGCCUCCUGCUCAACCUGGCGCUGCUCUACCCGCGUUGGGCGCCGCUCUUCCAGCUCAGCAUGGCGCUGGACGUGGCCAGCCAUUGGCUGCACAUGCACUGCUCCACCCUCCAGGGGGCGACGUCGCACAAGGCCGUGGGGGCGGGAGUGGGGCACCCCCUGCUGAGGCGCUACUACCAGUCCAGGCCCCUCCUCUUCCUGCUGUGCGCUGGGAACGAGGGGUUCCACUGCUGCCUGUACCUGCUGCACUGGGGGGAGGGGGCCCGCCGGUGAGGUCCUGCUGGUUUAUACUGGUUCAUACUGGUUUAUACUGUGUUCCCGGGGGGUCCGGGGCUGGCCAGGCUGGGCCUGUGGCUCGUGGCCCCCCUGGCCGCCCUCAAAUCCUUCCUGAACCUUCUGCAGCUCGGGGGGGCCCUGAGGGGCGUGGCCGCCCUGGACGCGGCCGAGAGGGCCCAGAAAAGCUCCUGAGCCCCUCCCCCACCCCCCCCAAAAUUCCCCUCCCGAGCCCCUCCCCCACCCCCCUGCUGGGAGGCGGGGCGCGGGAGGGGCGUGGCCAACGCAAGCUCCGCCCGCCCUCGCCCC
Messenger RNA from Vidua macroura (Pin-tailed whydah), 871 nucleotides. RefSeq names its product CDP-diacylglycerol--inositol 3-phosphatidyltransferase (gene CDIPT). Gene Ontology annotation, molecular function: CDP-diacylglycerol-inositol 3-phosphatidyltransferase activity. Gene Ontology annotation, cellular component: membrane; Golgi apparatus. The record is from RefSeq and is a predicted model, not a curated record. NCBI's taxonomy places the organism in Eukaryota, Metazoa, Chordata, Aves, Passeriformes, Viduidae. Gene Ontology annotation, biological process: phosphatidylinositol biosynthetic process.